ACUAACCAAGCCUACCUCUUCAAUCGUUUGUGAGGCCAUUUUCCAACCACGCAAAAGUUGCACGGCGGCCGCUAAAGACUCACCCAUAAUGUCCUGCACAAACUGUAGAUAAUCUCAAUCUUACAAAAUCGCCAUAGAUUAUCUGUUUCGGAGUGGUAGUCACACAAUAGCAAACAAACCUACUCGUGAUGUCCUUCAAGUCUAGCUACCUCUACGCCCUCGGUGCGUUGUUUCUUUUCCACAGCGGCUAUUCUGCCAUGCAGUUCUACCAAUACGUGAAGGCCACAGACUCAACUCUUCCCCUCCCAACCGAUAUUGGAUUAGAGGCCUUGCUAGGUGCCGCCGUGACUAUCAUUGCCGCCGUUUUCUCGGUAGAGAUCCCUGCUCAGUUGAGCGCGCACGAUGACGAGGUGUUGGUGAAGCCUUAUCGCUUUUUUAAGCCAAUUGAGAUGAGGUAUGCGACCACAGAGUUUCAGAAACUCGGUAUUAACCCAUUCGAGGAAAUCGAAGCUAGACCGGCUUUUAUGAAUAUUGUCGCCAAGCGAAAAGAGUUCCAGGAAUGGGCUAAUAAAUAGAGGCAAUCCCCACCCUCUCCAAGACUCGCUCAUAGAUCUUGGAAAGGUUACCCCUUGGUAUAACUCCUGGGAUAAGACGUGAGUUUGUUUUUCAAUGGAUCUUAAGCCCCUUUUGUUAGUGUUCAACGUUGGAUGAACCAUGCGCAGCUGACGUCCUAUAAUUAGGCUGUAUAUAAUAAUAUGGCGGUAAAGUUAAUGUAUGUUGCUUAGGGAUUGCGGGCUUUUGGGAGUAGUUAGGAAUCAACACUAAGAUUGGGGUUCACCUCCACGCCAACACUCGAGCUCCUGCAUUGCUGCCAUUCAUCACCUUCAUUCUAAUAGAUAACCGAACUUUC
Messenger RNA from Babjeviella inositovora NRRL Y-12698, 910 nucleotides. RefSeq lists its product as uncharacterized. Gene Ontology annotation, biological process: protein folding in endoplasmic reticulum. Gene Ontology annotation, cellular component: EMC complex. The coding region runs from base 189 to 575 and encodes 128 amino acids. The transcript is spliced from 2 exons. Lineage: Eukaryota; Fungi; Ascomycota; Pichiomycetes; Serinales. The record is from RefSeq and is a predicted model, not a curated record.